UUCAAGAUGGAUUUAAGUGAUAGAGAAAGAUCGAGUUGUUCAGUUUUGCACAAGAUAAGUUUUGGUUUGGGACAUGUUUACAAUGACUUGUGUGCUGCUAUGUGGUUUUCGUAUACUUUAUUUUAUUUCCAAGUGGUGUUGGAAGUGCAGUCUCAAACUGCUGGAGUUUUACUGAUGAUCGGUCAAGUUGUCGAUGCUGUAGCAACACCAAUAGUAGGUUGGACAGUGGAUUAUACGAAAAGUAGGAAACUUUGGCACUUCAUUGGUACGAUAGCAGUUUCUUUAGGUUUCACAUUAAUAUUCUCUUUAAAAACUAAUACAGUAAAUAGCAGUAUUCUGUUUAACUAUGGACUGGUCAUAACAGUUUUCCAAAUAGGAUGGGCAAUGGUACAAAUCUCCCAUUUAUCAUUAAUCCCUGAAAUUUCAACAAAUCACAGUCACAGUUCAGAUCUUACAGCUAUACGAUACACUGCUUCAGUUUGCUGCAGCGUAACAGUCUAUUGUAUCACUUUGAUAAUUUUAGACAAUAAUGGAGGUACUAUUUCAAUAGGACCCAAUGAUUAUUAUAAAUUCAAAGAAAUUGCACUUAUUAUAACGUUUUUGGGUAUCAUUGCCUCCUUACUUUUCUACUGUGGUAUCCUAGGUUUACCAGAUCAAACAAGCUACGAAUUCAUCACUGAUGAAGCUGAUGAUGCCAACAACCUCUGUUCCAAUAACAAAAAUCAGCAUUUCUUAAAAUCAUUAAUUACUUAUUUAGUCUCCGUGUUAUACAUGGCUUCUAGAUUGUUUACAACCUUGAGUCUGAUUUACAUUCCUUUAUACAUAGCGGAAAGAGCUGCAAAUGAAAAUACGCAAACUGAUGGCAUUCGACAAACAAUCGCAGCUGUUCCACUCGUAUCUUAUAUAGCUUCAUUUUUGACUUCCAUCUUUCUUAAAUUUCGUUUAAGCAUUUGCAACGAUAAGAUAAUCUAUUUAAUAGGAUCUUUACUGGGAUUGUGCGCGUGUGGUUGGAUUACAUACGGGGUUCCCCUUAAUUCCAAUGCACAAUUGUAUUGUAUAGCUGUCUUACUAGGCAUGAGUGGGUCUGCAACUAUGGUUGCGAGUCUGUGUCUCACCGCCAAUUACGUAAAAAUUAAUGGGUAUGGUGGAGGUUUUGUUUAUAGCAUUGUUACUUUUACAGAUAAGUUAAUUUCUGGUUGUGUUGUUCUUUUAGUGCAAAACAUGCAAUGCGUUUCACGUGAUUUGUGUCCACAGUACUACGAAUACGUGCUCUCUUAUAUUUGUGGUGGUGUAUCGAUUUUGGGAAUUGUUUCCUUAGCAGUUCUUCAGUGGCACACCAAUAACAACAGAAGAAGUAUUUUUUAGAAUUAUUAUAUUAAUAGUUCAGUUUUGUUGCCAGU
Aethina tumida (small hive beetle) is the source of this 1400-nucleotide messenger RNA. RefSeq names its product major facilitator superfamily domain-containing protein 12-like (gene Tc-re). Gene Ontology annotation, molecular function: symporter activity. The coding region runs from base 7 to 1365 and encodes 452 amino acids. Lineage: Eukaryota; Metazoa; Arthropoda; Insecta; Coleoptera; Nitidulidae. The record is from RefSeq and is a predicted model, not a curated record. Gene Ontology annotation, cellular component: membrane. The transcript is spliced from 8 exons. Gene Ontology annotation, biological process: carbohydrate transport.